Messenger RNA from Gymnogyps californianus (California condor), 5474 nucleotides. It is a transcript of the gene KATNIP, whose product is annotated as katanin interacting protein. The record is from RefSeq and is a predicted model, not a curated record. The transcript has 26 exons. The coding region runs from base 64 to 4794 and encodes 1576 amino acids. Lineage: Eukaryota; Metazoa; Chordata; Aves; Accipitriformes; Cathartidae.
CCCUCACCGGUCGUGCAGGCGGAGCGGCAGGCGCGCCCGCGGCAGCAGCUUUAUAUUAAGGACAUGGUGACUGACUUUGAUGAAAAACAUGACGAAUACUUAAUAUCCCUUCAGCAGAGAAACCGGCUACUGGGACGUUUAAAAAGAAAGGAUCCUCUACAAAUCAAACUGGAGCAGUUAGAACAAGGAUUUUCUCUGUAUCUGAAUGGAGCUAAUUCAGAGCUGAGAAAUUACCGCAGAAAAAUCAACUCACAUGGUUACCUUAAAACUGAGACAAAGACCACCAGGACAAAUGCAGCCCAGCUAGAAGAGAGAGAGUUGCGAGAACGCAGCACACAGACUGCACCAAGCAAAAUACAACGCAGAGGUUGGCUUCAGAAAACUGUGGAGAUUAAAACAGAAAGAGGGGCUAAACUCUGCAUUAAACCUCCUCUUGAGUACUCUGAGGAUUUUGAACCUUAUGAAAGUUUGAGCGUGGAGACAAGUGGUGGUGAUCCUCUCCGUUACUCCCAGAAAUUGAGAAGAAGCUUGCAACUCAGUAUGGAAGAGAAAAGGAUGGAAGAAGACUCUCUUAGUGAUGAUUGUGACUCUGUUGAAGAGGACGUGUUUUCAGAACCAUCUCCCACUGAGGAAACAACUACAAGCUUUGGAGGCCUCCAGUUGCAUAGCAGUGGAUCACUGCAGAAAGAAGCUUCUGAACAUCAGGAUGCUGGGAGAUGCUCUGGCCUUGAUUCUGGUGCCCCUACUGUGUUGGAGUUCAACCAGGAUCAAAGUAAAGUGAAGCCACUACGAGUUCUCUCAGCAAAAAGAAAAGAUAAUGCGGAAAUGUACAUUCCUGUCCGACCAAUCGUGGUAAAAAAUAAAAUCACUCGGCCACUCUCUGCUGAGUUCUUGCACCAGGAAAGACAUGAAAGAAUUUGUCCUAGACCGUUAAGUCGACCAGAAAGACCGCUUUCAGCAACUCGAAAGCAUGUGUGUGAGAAGGAUCCUGAUCUCUCAGUUUCAGCUGUGGUUAAAGCAAUGCAAAUUGAAAAUGAAGUCUUGCAGAGAGAUCUGCAAAGGCAGACAGUUUCCACAAGCCCUCAAAAGAAGAAAUUUUCUGUUUCAUCUGUUGUUUCUGCAAUGGCUGAACCUCCAGAAAAAAGCCAGACAAGGACUGCAGUCACAAAAGCUGUUGAGAGAAUUUGUCCUUUUGGAAGCAGACAACAGAAGAAACUUGUGAAAGUCCUUCCGGAGCCUGAGAGCCAUUCUGCCUGUGAUAAUGACAUAUUCCUGUCUGAUGACAUAUCUGAAGUAGAUUCCACGUUGAGAGAGAAGAUGACAACCAGUAUGGAAGUACAUGAUGCCAUUUAUGUGACUAUGGAACUUCUUUCUAACUGGGGAAAUCCAGUAAACGUGGGCCUGAGUGAGGUGGAGUUCUUUGAUUUAUACAACGAAAAGAUAUUUGUGUCUCCUCAUGAUGUGGACAUUCGAAAUGCUGACAACCCAGGGGAUUUGUGCUGCUUGGUCAAUAAGAACUUAAAUAUCACGAAGGAAAGCUUCCUUUGGAUGUGCCCUUUCCAUCCGCCCGUCCAACUUUACUUUGUUAUCCGCAAUCCCACCCGGUCACAUGACUUUGGUAUAUCCAAGAUCAAGAUUUGGAAUUACAACACAACAACUCCCAGUGACCUUGAUAUUGGAGCGAAGAAGGUGAAGUUAUAUGUUGAUGAGAACCUUGUAUUUGAUGGUGAAUUAGAGAGAGCCUCUGGAGAUCUCACUGACCAUAGCACUACAAUUGACCUUACAGAUCACAAGCAAGGUAUCUCUGCGUAUUCUUCAAAUGAAAGGAAAGAAGUAAAUACACCUGCAGUCACAGAGGAGAAAGCAGACCUACAUUUUAAAUGCUUACAGUCAAACAGUACUUCACUAAACUGGAAAUCUCUUCCAGAAGAAGAUCUUCUUGAGCAUAAGAUGAACUCAGUCAGCUUUACAAAGAAAAUUUUGUCUGAGUUAGAGGAUGAUCUAAAAGUGUUACCAUCUCAAGUUUGUAUAAAAGAUGCCAAAGCGAAUGCAACAGUACAAGCAGUUACGGAGCAUGUUCCAUCUGAUGAUGAACUUACUUUGAGCGAGCAAAUGGAAAAGCUAACAGGAAGAAAAUUGUCUGAUUCUACAGGUGCAAUUCCUUCUUGGUUACAGUCAUCUUCCCAAGUAACAGAGAAUAAUCAAGUUACUUCCAGUAAGCAGAAGCCUCCCUGGCUUGCUACAGAACAUUGUUUAGGCUUGAGAUUUCAAACACAGUCAGAUGGAAUCAUGAAAAACUUUUCAGAUCUGACUAAUGAGGUUGUCAAAUGUCAGAGAAAUGAACUGGGAAGAUCCAGUAGUAGAAAUGCAAAUGGAGAUGAGAGAUCACUAAUGCUAACCAGAAAGGAUAGUGACGUGGGCUUGGAAAUUUCGGAGCAACUUUCUAACAAAAAUUGCUGCAGCUUACCAUACCCUACAAGUGGAAGGAGAAGUGUCAGAUGUGUAAAAAAGGUGGGAUUAAACACUAUGAAUCUUGGAGAAGAUGAUUCCGCUCUCAAAGAUGAAGACUUUUCUAUCAAGGACAUAGCAACCUCUAGAGCAAAGUGGCACAAUGAACAAGAACACACUCUGCAGGAGUCAUGGAACUCCUUGGUAAAGUUUAAUUAUUCCCAUCGCGGCCGAAUCUCUAACAUGGAUUUUCAAGGGGAUAUCUUUGAUGAGUUUCUCCAUCAACAGAAAAUCAACCGGCCUGGAGAAUAUCAGCAAAUGAGAAAAGAGGGGCUACAAACACUACCAAAAAGGCAAGAAGAAGAAAAUUCUGUGGAGGCACAUGAUGGAAAUGAUUUCAAAAUUCCUGUUUUACCUUAUGGGCAGCACUUAGUGAUAGACAUUCAAACAACAUGGGGAGACAGACAUUAUGUUGGUCUUAAUGGAAUUGAAGUUUUCAGUUCUAAAGGAGAACCUGUUCAGAUUUCAAAAAUAACAGCUGAACCACCUGAUAUAAAUAUUUUACCAGCUUAUGGCAAUGAUCCCAGAAUAAUAACCAACCUAAUUGAUGGGGUAAAUCGGACGCAGGAUGAUAUGCAUCUCUGGCUAGCACCAUUUACCCCUGGAAAACCUCACUUUAUCUUUAUUGACUUUGUGAAUUCCUGUCAAGUAGCUAUGAUUAGGAUUUGGAAUUAUAAUAAAUCUCGCAUACACUCUUUCAGAGGUGUGAAAGACAUUAUAAUGCUGUUAGAUGAACAAUGCAUCUUUAAAGGAGAAAUUGCGAAAGCUUCAGGAACCUUGUCUGGAGCUCCAGAGCACUUUGGGGAUACUAUAUUGUUCACUACCGAUGAUGAUAUUCUUGAAGCUAUAUACUGCUAUGAUGAGACGUAUGAUGGAGAAAUGGAAAAUGCCAGCUCCUUGAGAUAUGAGGAAGAGCUAAAGAGGCCAACAACUGCUGAUAGGGAGGGAGAUGAAAGACCUUUUACACAAGCGGGGUUAAGAACAGAGGAUCAACAGGUUCAAGAGCCAGACCCUCUCUCUGAAUGUAUACUCAAGGAAUCAGGAAUAUUUACUGGAAAAUGCCUGCAACUGAAUUUUACCAUGACCUGGGGAGACUCUCAUUACCUUGGACUGACAGGACUUGAAGUGAUAGGAAAGAACGGUCAUGCAUUAAAAAUAAGUACAGAACAGAUUUCUGCUUCACCCCAAGACUUAAAUGAUCUUCCAGAUUAUACAGGAGAUUCCAGAACAUUAGAAAAGUUAAUAGAUGGGACUAAUAUCACAGUAGAGGAUGACCAUAUGUGGCUCAUUCCCUUCUCUUUUGGAGAAGAUCAUCUGCUCACAAUCCAUUUUGAUAAAAUUGAAAGUAUUGCAGGGCUUCGCUUUUGGAACUAUAAUAAAUCUCUGGAGGAUACCUAUAGAGGGGCUAAGGUAGUCCAUGUGUUGCUGGAUGGUCACAGCAUCUCCCCACCAGAGGGCUUGCUUAUCCGCAAGGGACCAGGCAACUGCCAUUUUGACUUUGCCCAAGAAAUUCUGUUUCUUGACUAUCUGCAGCCCCAGCUGAUUAAUAAAGUACAAAGGAGGACUGGUUCAAAGAGAAUGGAACAAGCUAGUAUGGACUAUGAAGCACCAUUAAUGCCAUGUGGUUUUGUUUUCCAGUUUCAGCUUCUGACAAGUUGGGGUGAUCCAUACUACAUUGGUUUGAAUGGACUUGAGUUGUUCAACGAACAUGGAGACCAAAUCUUACUAACUGAAAACAAUAUUGCUGCUUUUCCAGAUAGUGUCAACAUUUUAGAAGACGUAUCUGGAGACAUCCGAACUCCAGACAAACUAAUUGACAGAGUAAAUGACACAACCGAUGGCAGACAUAUGUGGCUUGCACCAGUUCUUCCUGGUUUGGUGAAUAGGGUAUAUGUAAUUUUUGAUGUACCUACUACUGUGUCAAUGAUCAAGUUAUGGAAUUAUGCCAAAACACCUCAGAGAGGUGUGAAAGAAUUCGGUCUUCUGGUGGAUGACUUGCUUGUCUACAAUGGGAUUCUGGAUAUGGUGAACCAUGUAGUAUCAGGCAUCCUACCAACCUGUGAUCCAGUGGUCCCGUAUCAUACCAUUCUCUUUACAGAUGAUGAGAAGAUUUGCCAUCAGGAGAAGAGAACUGUUAUUAGCAAUCACGUGGGCGAUCAGGAUGUACGAAUGAUGAAUGAAAACGAGAUUGUCACAAACAGCAAAAAGAAGCAGGUUGUGGCUGAUCCAGCUUUGCGUCCAAAAACCUGCAUAUGUGAAAAAGGACUGCAGAGGAGGAAAAGAUAACACGGGAUUGUGAUUGGAAAGUCCUGAAUACAUCCAGCCCUAAAUAACUGCAAUCUCUAGAUCUCCCAGAUGUGUAUCGUCCAAAUGGAAGAUUUUCCGGGUCUGCUGCUGCUCAACCACCUCCUGUCUUAUGAGAGGAAGUUUUAUUCACUACAGGAAAUUUUCUUCAGUAAUGAAAUUUAAAGCAUGGAUUCAGUUUUCUGGUUUUUUUAAUUGUCAUUAUCUGUCUGAUUUUUUUUUUCCCCUGCUCUUAAUUGAAAAUCCAGGGAGGAAGGAACAUAAAGGAGUGAGAACCUUAUUGCUAGCUGACAACUGUUCCUGCCAAGUACCAAGAACUUGGGUGAAGCAGGAUGGUUAUAACAAGAGGUCUUUCAGAGUAUUUCUCAAGCUUUAAUUGCUAAAUCCUAGCUGGACGAUCACGAAACUCCUCACUAGAAGGAAGUGUCUGCUUUGUUUCUGACGCCUGUAAAUAGUUCUUUGGGAAAUGCACUUAUUAGAGGAAAUAUUCUUUACCUCUCUGUUUCUGGGCUGCCAGUGUAUGUUUUGAUGCCAUGGCCCUCUCUAGGGGCUGACACUGUUUCUGACAUCUGGAGAGGUCCCACUGGGCUUGCAGAAGUGUGAUGAAUGCUUUUAGAAAAUGCAGAUCAGGAAGUGGGUUUAUCAAGGUUUGAUAAGUAAGU